Messenger RNA from Dendronephthya gigantea, 1976 nucleotides. Its product is annotated as transient receptor potential cation channel subfamily V member 5-like. Gene Ontology annotation, biological process: calcium ion import across plasma membrane. Gene Ontology annotation, cellular component: membrane. Gene Ontology annotation, molecular function: calcium channel activity. The transcript has 13 exons. Bases 47 to 1462 code for a protein of 471 amino acids. The record is from RefSeq and is a predicted model, not a curated record. Lineage: Eukaryota; Metazoa; Cnidaria; Anthozoa; Malacalcyonacea; Nephtheidae.
AAAGGACCCUAGUUUUGGAGAGAUCAUCGGUCAUCGUGAUCCUAAAAUGAAGAAAACAGUUACAGCAGUAUUAAACAAAUUGAUCGAUCCUGUUUGGCCAUACCUUCCGAACCGUGAAGAUCGAGAAGAAAGUGGAAACAGGAAUGACAUUACAAAAGCAUUAGAAAGUGUUCCAAAUGAUCCCUUGGACUAUGAUUUCUAUUAUCACAUUCUUGAAACUGAUGAUAAUGGAAAUGUGCCUGAUGAUGAUUCAAAUUUCAACAAAGAAUCUGUAUCGUGCCUUCGACAUAUUGCUGAUUGCAGUACAGAUGAUAAGGAAGCUGUUCAGCAUCCAGUUGUUCGGAUGUUAGCGGUAAAAAAAUGGAAAAAAUUUGGCUUCUGGUGGUUUUGUUUUGAGGCUGCGUUGUAUGCAUUAUUCUUCACGGUAUUGUCAUUUGCUCUCAUCUACGGCUCUACCCGUGACCAUCCAACGAGAUACGAAGGCCCUGCUGAUAUAUUUCGAGCGCUCUGUGAAAUCUGUAGCAUCAUUUUCUUAAUGGUCCAGUUCGUUCAGAUGACAUUUGAAAUAGCAAGAGAGAAAAGCCGUUAUUUUGAUUUUUUCAAUUGCAUCAAUAUAUUGAGCAUGAUCAUUUUUAUCCUCUUUGUUAUUCCACUUCGUUUUGUUGAAUCGAAUUCUCAAUGGCUCACAGCUGCGAUUGGUUAUCUUCUGUGCUUCAUACACCUCUUUAAAUAUUCCAAUGUUUCAAGAAUCACUGGUCUUUACACUACAACGAUUGUGAAAAUGAUCAUGGAAGAUGUCAAACGUUUUAUGCUGUUCUUUGCUGUGAUAUUUAUUGGAUUUUGUGGAACAAUGUUUUUGGCUCUGAAAGUCGACGGUACCCAGGAUUCGUACAGCUUUUCCUCGAUAAUGUUGGGUGGCUUCAAAGCUCUUGUUGGACAAGGAACACUGGAAGAGGACGAUGAGAAAAAGUUCGGCUGGUUAGCGAGUGUUGUUCUCCUGGUCUACAUGGGAGUAUUGACGGUGAUGUUGCUCAAUAUUCUCAUUGCACAAUUCGGCUUCACGUACGCCGAAGCAAGAAAGACGGCGAGAAUUCAGUACGCAGCCGAUAUCAUGCGUAUUGUCACUCGUUUGGAGUACAGUAGAUUUGAGAGAUGGAAUUACCGAGAGAAUACAUACGAACCGGGUGCCAAAAUGACGGACGAAGAAUUAGCGGAAGAAAUGUUGGAGAGCACAGAAGGGCGACAUCCUUGGGAGACAGACGAGGAGAAAAUUGGCAGCGUGAGAGAGGCGAUGAAAAGAGUUCUCAAGACAGACAGAGGAAAGGAAAAAGAUCCUUUGGAAACUGUUAAAGAAGAACUUAUGCAAAGUAUUAAUGAAAAAUUUACUAGUCUCACAGCUAUGAUGGAGCAAAUGAAGAAAGAAUCGGAGCAAAUGAAGAAAGAAUCGCAGCCAAGCGAGUGACUCAACGGAAAAGAGCGCUAUAAGGAAUUCGGCACAGCACGAUGUAGCGAUGUUUUUGAUUAGAAAUUUACAUGUUCGUAUUAUGCAAAUCUUUUGUUUAAUUAUGACCAGAACGGCAUGGCUGAAAUUCAUAUGUAUUUUCGGCAUGAAAUGUGUACACAUGCUUAAAAAAUUUGAAAUUAAUGUAAAUAAUGUUGUAUACUUAAUAAAAAUAGUUUUUUCUAAGACAGAACAAUUACUCGAAUACAAAACAACAUUUCAUUGACCUUGAUCGACCAUCAUCGACCUUGAUCGACCACACUAAUAUUUAAUUCUACAUUUAUUCUUCUCAUCGCGUGAAUUAGCAAAAUUUUAACUAGCUAUUUUCGUUGGUAGCAUAAUUCGCAAGAAUCAUUCACUAUUUAUACAGCUUGUGGGAAACCUUUUUGCAUAACUAGUGUUUGCUGUAAAAUCGGACUCGUUUUAGGAUUGCCAGAAAUUUUCAUGGGGCAGACGAAUGAUUUUAUAGUAAAGG